AUGGUGAUUAUCUAUCUAUCUAUCUAUCUAUCUAUCUACGCAUACUGUCUAGUCUGUCUAGGAAAUAUAGGCCAUGGAUAUUCAUGGGUAUAUCUAUCUAUCUAUCUAUCUAUCUAUCUAAUUUCGAUCCUGUGCUACAUUGAAUCUCAUGCUGUGCCUUCGCCAAAACCACAUGACACACAUUAUGGAGAAUUUUCUGAGGACCGUGCAAGUAUCUAUCUAUCUAUCUAUCUAUCUAUCUAACCUCGGCCUACAGGAAGCAUUGCUAAUGAAGUCUUGGCAGUAAAUUAUUUACUUAAUCAAAUUAAGAAAAUCAAAUCUUCGGCGAAAAAAUUAUCUAUCUAUCUAUCUAUCUAUCUAUCUACAACUGGMACUUUCGUUUUGGAUUUUCUUGAUAUCUAUCUAUCUAUCUAUCUAUCUAUCUAAAACAUUGUUGUACGUGUUAGUCCAGUUAGCUAUCUAUCUAUCUAUCUAUCUAUCUAUCUAAACGCCCAUUUCGAUUCUGUUCCAAACUCGCCCGGUGCGAGCGAUGAUGCCGUCAGCUGUGCAACGAUGCUUGAGAUUUUGAGAGUUAUGGCUAUCUAUCUAUCUAUCUAUCUAUCUAUCUAAGUAAUUUUCCUGUUUAAUGGAGCAGAGGAGUAUCUAUCUAUCUAUCUAUCUAUCUAUCUAACACAGCAUAAGUGGGCUUCGAGUAUAAGGGUAUCUAUCUAUCUAUCUAUCUAUCUAUCUAGUGGCAAAGAAAUUGUGUUUCAAACUGGACCAGAGCAUCCUUGGCUUGUAAGAGCAUACACUGAUGUUGCACCCUACCCCUGUGCGCAAGUWAUUGGCCAGGAAAUCUUCCAGGGUGGCUUAAUACCUAGUGAUACUGAUUUYAGGAUCUUCAGAGAUUAUGGAAAAAUCCCAGGCAUUGAUAUUGCUUAUCAUUCAAAUGGAUAUGUCUAUCAUACAUUUUACGACACCCCUGCUGCAAUAACCAAUGGCUCAGUCCAGAGGGCUGGGGAGAAUGUGUUUGCUGUUGUCAUGGAGAUGGCAAAUUCACCAUUACUACAAGACCCUGGAGAGUAUCGUCAUGGUGCUAUGGUGUUUUUUGAUUUUGUUGGUCUGUUUAUGGUUCAUUAUCCAGCAAGGAUUGGUGUUAUUGUGAAUAGCGUGACAUUUGUUGCGGCUUCUCUCUUUAUAAUCAACAGAUUUCUUGUUUUAAGUAGGAAACCAGAAUCUUCUAGUUCUGAAGUGCUUACAAAGUCAACACUCAAGUGCCUUGUUUCAUCCAUUGGUGUWCUYGUGUUAUCUUGGAUAGCUGCUUUAGUUUUACCUUUAAUGGUAGCUGUGCUUCUUGCAAAGACUGGUCACUUGUUGACAUGGUUUUGCAGACCAUAUUUGCUGAUUGGACUUUUUGUUUCACCUGCUGUUUUUGGUAUGGGACUGGUUCACUAUCUUGCAAAAAAUUACAACUUAAAGAAAACUUUUAAGUCUAAAUCAGCAGAUCAAGAAACCAUCUUAUCCACAUUAUGCAAACAAGAAACAGACAUGUUUUACUCAACCUUAGCUCUCUGGAAUGCACUUCUUGGACUUUUAACCUACAACAGAAUUGCUUCUGCACAUCUACCUCUUCUAAUGGUGGUCUUCCCUCUUGUAAUACGUGGUGUAAUAUGGGAAAAAUUUGUCCAGAAAAAAAGCUGUUUAUCCAAGCACAUAGGGAAAUUCAUGGCUUGUUAUUUAGUUUGUGUUGUGGUGCCACUGUGUCUUACAACKUACAUGUUAGUAACAGUAGUUGAGYUAUUUAUUCCYAUUAUGGGUCGCAGUGGAUCAGACACCAUACCUGAUCUAUUUAUAGCUGGGAUAUUGGCUAUUUUAGUUAUAAUGCAGACAUCAUAUUUGAUAAGUUUAACUUACAUUAUUCGUGAUGUGAAGUGGCCUGCUUUAYUGCURGUUGGUUUAACUGUGUCUUCCAUUGCUGUAUCAUUGUCUGGUGUGUCAUUCCCAUACUCCAGGGAGAAUCAAUGCCCUAAGAGGUUUUUCUAUCAGCAUGUGGUUAGAAAGUUUCAUGGGACAGAUGGUAGCGUGACAAAGGAGGAUUCUGGUAUAUGGGUUAACCCCCUGGAUUACACUGGAAUAACUCAUUUAAGCGAUGUYCCACUGAUGAAACAAGCUAAGCCCGUUCUUACUAGUGAUGGCGUYUAUGAAGGCUAUCCCUACUAUCUUCCUGCUAGAAACUUGUUCAAGAAAUCAUUCUACAUUCCUGGUCCGCCUCCAGAUGUCAAAUCCUUGCAUUGGAAUUUUAAACUCUUGUCACGCRCCAAAGAUGGAAACAUCAUACGUUUUACUUUCUCGAUCGAAGGACCAAACCACAUGAGCAUAUAUUUUGCUAUCCCAAAAGGAGUUGAUUUUGUAGAUUCAUCGAUUGGUCAACUCGAUUCCACGCAUGAUCCCGCCAAUAGUGACGGUACAACGUACUUUAUUUAUUAUUCCCAUGGCACCAGAACUGAACCAUGGAUUUUUUCCUUAGAACUACAGGUUGAUGAAAAUCUUCCCAAGAAUGACCGUAGUAUGGACUUCGCAGUAGCUGCUCAUUACUUGAAUGGGAAAGAGUCACGAACACCUUUCCUCAACGAGCUGAUUCAGCAAUCUCCAGACUGGGUCUUCGCCCACUCAUGGGUUAACAUAUAUGAAAGCUAUAAGUAUACUUUAUAAGAGAGAAAGGCCAGUCUAUCGAAAAUUGGAUGCUGUUGGAUGAAUGUUUUUUAACUGCGUAAGUUGAAGCUUUCGGACAGCUACUAUUGCGGAUAUUUUCCUAGCCACCUUCUAGUGUGCAUAAAGUUGGAGUAACACUUGUUGGUGUAGUUGCCUUUGCAGUUUUAUUGUGCAUCAAAACACAGCGCACAGCCGAGUGCUCUUGAUAUGUAAAAAAAUAACCAUAUCAAUGAGUAUUUUAAAAUGUUUUUGCCAGAAAAAAGAAGCCAAAAAAAGUUGAUGCUCUAGCGUCUCGUGAUAAAGUGAAAGAAUUGAAAACCAGCACAAACUUCAUUUUCUUUUAGCAGAAGACUCCCGCCGGGUCUUUUAAAUGUUUUCUGUUUUGCUUCAAGAGUGCGUUAUUACCAGAAACAAUGACGAACCAAAGAAGAUAGUUUUUCAAAGUGUUUUUUGAUGAUAAAUGAUGAAUUUUAGAAAAAAAAGUUUAUGUACUUAUCAGAGAAAAUCUAUUUUUUAUUUGUUAUUGACUAUAUUUUUUCAUUUGCCUCGUUAAUACGUUGCAAGGCCGUUCUAAUGUAUUUUUUAAGAUAACCCGAUAUUUCAAAGUUGUCGAAGGGAAUGGCGAAUGGUUUUAGGAGAACGUUAUUCUAUAUGCAAUCAUUGUUGUGCUUCGCGUAGCAUUCUUAAAGCAUUAUAUAGGUACACCGUAAAUAUUCAAUAUUACCCGUGAUGCCUUUCACGACGCGAUAGUCUUAGCUGAAGAUCGCCAUUUUCUCCGACAACCUCUUUUGCACUCGUCUUGAUUACAUGUAAUUAUGAUUGAACGUGCUGAAUGGGACAAAUCAUGUAGCUAUUCAAAGCUGAUAUGCUUCAAUUAAGAAUAGUAAAAUAAUAAAAGCUUCAUCAAAAGUUGUUAGAA
Molecule: messenger RNA, 3610 nt
Organism: Exaiptasia diaphana
Lineage: Eukaryota; Metazoa; Cnidaria; Anthozoa; Actiniaria; Aiptasiidae
Product: endoplasmic reticulum metallopeptidase 1-like
Exons: 10
Biological process (GO): proteolysis
Molecular function (GO): metalloexopeptidase activity
Source: RefSeq, a predicted model, not a curated record